AUGUUAGAGAAACACAACCAUGCUAAAAUUGUGCCAUGCGGACAUUGUGACCUUGUUUUCGAAAGUUUUUCGCAUCUUAGACAUCACCAUGUCUUCUCGACUAAUUCUAAAAGAAAAUGUGGACCGGUUGAACCGAUUGCUGUUAAUGGCGAUAACCCAGGCUAUGAGCAGCUUGGCGCUCUAUCUUCAUUUGAAAAAAUUACACAUUUCUCUAAAGAGAAGUUGAAAAAAGAGGGGCCAACCACCGUCGCAGAUUUCGUUUCAUCCAAAAACGUUUUAAAGGAUACUUUCAAUAAAGAAUAUUGCACUCGAUUAGUUGUUACCGCUCUUGAAGCGGAAACGACCCGCAUGGGAAAAACAUCAAAAAUCAAAAAGCUGCAACAAAAGGAAGAGAAACAGGCUUCAUCGAAAGCUCUAACUCCAACUUCUGAUUCUACGGUAACUGAAGAACAAACAGAACACGAAAAAAUAUAUCAAACACUUGUCAACAAAGCUGUGGAGAUGAUUUUGAACCGUGGAACACAUUCCAAUGAAGAUUUGGUGUCAGUCUCAUUCUGGGAGAAAAUGAUAGUUUUUGCGGAUUUCAAAGUCACCAACUAUCUUAAAGACAACGCUAGCAAGGCACUCAACUUACAAGAGUAUCUGCAAGAUUUUUGA
Molecule: messenger RNA, 657 nt
Organism: Caenorhabditis briggsae
Lineage: Eukaryota; Metazoa; Nematoda; Chromadorea; Rhabditida; Rhabditidae
Exons: 4
Coding region: 1-657 (218 amino acids)
Source: RefSeq, a predicted model, not a curated record